AUGGCUACCCCUAGUGUCCUAGCUUUUGACGUUGAGGGUCGCGCCAUUGAUUUUGAGGUCUGGCUAGACGACCUGCAGCUGUUCUUACAGUGCGACAGGGCUGAUGACCUUUCUCUCUUUGACCUCACCUCUGGCGCCUCUCCUGCUCCUGCUGCUGAUGCUGAUCCCGCUGUCCACUCUAAGUGGGCCACCCGCGAUGCUGCUGCACGUCUUGCUGUGCGUCGCCACCUCCCUACCUCUGAGCGUGUGCACUUUAGUCAGUACAAGAGUGCUCAGACCUUGUACGACGCUGUAGUUGCGCGCUACUCCUCCCCUGCCACUGCUGCCCUGAGCCGUCUCAUGCUUCCCUACCUCUUUCCUGACCUCUCUGCCUUUCCCACUGUCGCUGACCUCAUUACGCACCUCCGCACUAGUGACACUCGCUACCGCGCCGCCCUUCCUGCUGAGUUCUGCGCUAGGAACCCCCCUCCCAUGUACAUCGCUCUCUACUACGUAGUCGCGCGCCUCCCUGACUCCCUUCGCGUCGUCAGGGACCACUUUCUCGCAGUCUGUCCCACCACUCUCACCGUCGACCUCCUCGAGAAGGCCCUCCUUGCAGCGGAGAAGAGCAUAGUCGCUGUAGGUGCUUCUCGUGGUGACCCUCGCACCCCCAUCUUUGAGGGGUGCUCUCCUUCCCCCUUGCUGCCCUCUGUUGCCUCUGCUGCUGCUGCCGACCUGCUUGGUCUUGAGUCGGUCGGCGCGGCGUCUGCCCCUAGUGGGAGACGUCGCUCCAGCAAGGGCAAGGGAGGCAAGGGCGCGGGUGGAGCUGGGGGGGGCGGUGGCGGUGGCGGCGGUGGCGGCGGAGGGAGUGGGGGUGGCGGCGGGACUAGUGGCGGGGGUGGUGGUGGUGGUGGUGGCAGCAGCGGCGGAGACGGUGGUGGUGGUGCCAGCGGUGGUGGUGGAGGCAGCGGCGGAGGUGGAGGCGGCGGAGGUGGAGGCAGUGGAGGCGGCAGCGGCGGAGGCAGUAGUGGUGGAGGAGGUGGAGCUGGUCGGGGUGGUACCCAGCAGCGUAGCGGCGGUGGCGGUGGCCAGCGCUCGCACCGGCAGCAGCAGCAGCGCUCACGGGACAUCCCUUCGCCUCAGCAGCUUCGUGAGUGGUACGCUGGGCGUCAGAGGGGUGGGGGUACUGGUCCCUGCACCUACGUUCUUCGUUCCGGCGACCGCGCGGGUGAGCAGUGUGGGGGUGCCCACGCCACCCAGCGCUGCUUUGGCUGCCUGACGGACGCCUGGCGUCAGCAGUUCCCUGGGGCUAGUGAGAUCCCUCGCUGGGAUGAGCUUCUCAGGGCUGGUGUAGCGAUCUUUGAUCUUGAUUUUGAUGCUAUCCUUACUGCUAUGUAUGUUGUGGAUUAUAGUGAGGAGAAUGAGGGUUACCGGUGUUUCCAGCCCGACCCGGGCAUUGGUACUGCUGCGCUAGGUACUUGUGAGGCUGCUGCUCUAGGUGCCAGUGCGUCUGCGCUCUCAGGUACUGGUGAGACUGCGUUCUCAGGUACUGAGUCGUCCUCGUCCUCCCUCACUUUCACACUUGACUCCGGAGCUUCUCGCUCCUUCUUUCGAGACCGCACUACCCUUUCGCCGCUCGCCAGGCCGGUUGCGGUCUCCCUUGCUGACCCCUCUGGGGGUCCUGUCCUGUCUCACUUCUCCACUGUCCUCCCGUGUCCGGCUGCCCCUUCGGGCACCCUGUCUGGUCUGUACCUUCCCUCGUUCUCUACGAACUUGGUGAGUGGAGCGGACCUGCAGGAUGGGGGUGUUCACCAGUUCACUCCUGCGCGUCAGCGGGUGACCCACUGCACGGAGGCUCGCACAGGCCGACACCUGGCCACGUUCUCGCGUCGGCCAGGGUCGAGUCUCUACACCCUGACCGUUGAGUCUCCUCCUGUCCCUGCGUCUGGUCAGGUGGCUGCGUCGGGUCAGGUACUUGCUGCUGCGUCCCGGUCAGGUCCUGAGUCUGCCCCCUGUUCUUGUCGCCUCCUGUCUCACGAGACUCUCCUGUGGCACCACCGUCUUGGCCACCCCUCCUUGCCCCGUCUUCGGAGCAUGGCUUCCCGUGUCCUUGUCUCUGGUCUUCCCCAGUCUCUCCCUCCUCUCCCCUCCGGGCCAGGACCUUCCUGUGUCCCCUAUGUCGAGGGUCGCCUCCGGGCUACUCCUCACUCCUCCCACUUCCCCCCGACAGAGGCUCCCCUGCAGACGCUUCACAUGGAUGUGUGGGGCCCAGCCCCCGUCCGUGGGCAGGGUUACGAGCGAUACUUCCUGUUGGUGGUUGACGACUACUCGCGUUACACCACAGUCCUCCCCUUGCGCAGCAAGGGUGCGGUCACUGAGGUGCUGAUCGACUGGAUCCGCGAGGCUCGUCUCCAGCUCAGGAAGAGCUUCGGCUCGGACUUUCCUGUUAUGCGUCUGCACUCUGACAGAGGCGGAGAGUUCUCUUCUCGCCUUCUGCGAGACUACUGUCGUGCAUGGGGGAUCCGCCAGACCUUCACGCUUCCGGACUCACCACAGCAAAAUGGGAUUGCUGAGCGCCGCAUUGGCAUGGUCAUGGAUGUCGCUCGUACGUCCAUGAUGCAUGCGGCUGCCCCCCAUUUUCUGUGGCCGUUUGCGGUGAGGUACGCGGCGCAUCAGCUCAACCUUCACCCCCGGGGAUCUCGGGCGUUUGUCCGCGACUUGUCUGCGGACAAGCUGUCCCCUCGUGCUGCUCCCUGUGUCUUUCUUGGCUUCCCCACUGACGCCCCAGGGUGGCAGUUUUACCACCCCUCCUCUCGUCGUGUUCUGUCCUCCCAGGACGUCACGUUCGACGAGUCAGUCCCCUUCUACCGUCUCUUCCCCUACCGCACUCCUUCCCUCCCCCCUCCCCCGGACUUCCUUGUGCCGGUUCCCCCCCCGGUAGACCCCCUCCCCCCUCAGGUUCCUGCCCCCUCAGGUGUGUCCCAGGUAGACGCCGUUGACCCGGUCGAGGUUACUGGUGACUCUGGUCCUGCUGCGGGUGCUGAGCCUGGGGGUGCUGACUCUGCGGGUACUGUGCGCGGGGGUGCUGUGCCUGGGGGUGCUACUGCUGGGGGUGCUGGGCCUGAGGGUGCUACUGCGGUGGGUGCGGAGCCUGGGGGUGCUGAGCCGGGGGGUGCUGUGCCUGGAGGUGCUGGGUCUGGGGGUGCUGGGUCGGGAGCUGCUGAGCCUGGGGGUGCUGAGCUGGGAGCUGCUGAGCCUGGGGUUUCUCCUGCUGCUGCGUCUCGCCGGGAGCCCCUCUCUCCACAGGAGCUGCGCGAGUGGUUCGCUCGCCGCUGGAGGCGUGCUGCUGAGUCUGGAGGUGCUGCUGGGGCUGGAGCUGGAGCUUCUUCGAUCGUCGAGGGUGCGGGUGCUGCCGGUCCCGGAGCUGCUGGACCUGCGGGUCCUCCUGGAGCUGGAGCUGCUGAGGGCGUUGGUGCUGAGCCUGCUGCUGUUGGUCCUGCCGCUGGAGGUGUGGGUGGCGCUGGUGCUGUCGCUGAGGGUGCUGGUGCUGUCCCUGCUGAGACUGGAGCUGCCGCGCGGCCUCGGCCGUACUUCGUUCCGCUCCUUCAGCAGGUUCUUGGUCUUUCUCCUCAAGUAGAGGGUCCACCGCCUGUCCAAUCGCAGUCCCUACUGGAGCCUUCCUCUCCACUGCCUGCUCCCUCUCCUUACACUGGUCCUACUGGAGGUCUUGCUGAGCGUCGUGAGCCUGCGUCUCGCCCCGCGUCGCCUGUUCGUGCUGCUCGCGCUAGUGGUCGCAGUUCGCGUCAGCGUCCUCCUCCUGUCCCUGGCACGCACCGGAUGUCUCUGCGUCCGUCCACUGCUCCUCUGCGUGCCCCUUUGCCUUCUCCUCCUGAGUCCUCUCUUCCUGCGCUUGCCGACCCUGAGUCGGACUCUCUUCGCGCUGCGAGUCCUACUGUCACGCGUCUGCUUGCUACUGUCGUCACUGACCCCUCUUUUGAGUCCACUGCUGCGUCUGCUCUAGUCGCUGAGCUCGUCGACUUUGCUGCUCGCUGUCGUCUCGACUACGCUGCUAGUCUUGUUGCUGAGUCUGCGUCUGUCUGUCCUCCGUCCGUCGGGGGUGAGUGUGCUCUUGGCACGGACGUCCUAGAGGACAGGCAGGAGGAGUUACAGUGUCUAGCGGCUGCUUCACCUCAUCUCGCGUCUGUACUGCUUGCCCCUGAGGGAGACCCGGAUGCACUAGACAUCCCGACUCCGCGUUCUUACGCGGAGGCCGUAGAGGGCCCCUACUCCUCUCAGUGGCAGGCAGCCAUGGAUGCAGAGAUGGCUUCCUGGAAGUCCACAGGCACCUACGUUGACGCGGUUCCCCCUCCUGGGGCGAACAUCGUCAGUGGCAUGUGGAUCUUCAGGGUGAAGCGGCCGCCGGGCUCUCCACCUGUCUUCAAGGCACGGUACGUUGCUCGUGGCUUCAGUCAGCGGCAGGGAGUUGACUACUUUCAGACCUUCUCUCCCACCCCGAAGAUGACUACUCUUCGGGUGCUGCUGCACAUAGCCGCUCAGCGCGACUACGAGCUUCACUCUCUCGACUUCAGCACUGCGUUCUUGCAGGGUAGCCUGCACGAGGAGAUCUGGCUUCGCCGUCCACCUGGCUUCACUGGGACUUUCCCUCCUGGCACCCAGUGGAGCCUCAGACGGCCAGUCUACGGUCUCCGCCAGGCACCGCGUGAGUGGCACGACACACUGAGGACUACGCUUGCGGCUCUUGGGUUUGCUCCUUCUACUGCUGACCCGUCGCUGUUUCUUCGCACCGACACUUCCCUGCCGCCGUUCUACAUCCUCGUGUACGUCGACGACUUGGUCUUUGCCACAGCGGACACUGCUGGACUCGCCUACGUGAAGUCCGAGCUGCUGAAGAGACACACGUGCACAGACCUGGGUGAACUGCGCAGCUACCUUGGCUUGCAGAUCACUCGGGACAGAGCACGUCGCACCAUUACCUUGACUCAGUCACACAUGGUGCAGCAGGUCCUUCAGCGCUUCGGCUUCACGUACUCCUCGCCUCAGGCCACUCCUCUGCCUACUCGCCACUCACUCUCAGCUCUGCCUUCGGAUGAGUCCGUAGAGUCGAGUGGUCCGUAUGCAGAGCUUGUUGGCUGCCUCAUGUACCUGAUGACCUGCACACGACCUGACCUUGCAUACCCUCUGAGCAUUCUUGCGCGCUAUGUUGCUCCUGGGAGACACAGACCGGAGCACAUGGCUGCAGCGAAGAGGGUAUUGCGCUACCUGUGCAGUACGUCAGGCAUGGGGCUAGUGCUUGGAGGGCGGAGUCCAGUGGUCCUUACCGGCCACGCGGACGCUUCUUGGGCUGACGACCAGGCUACGCAGCGGUCGUCACAGGGUUACACCUUCAGCCUUGGUUCCGGCUCUGUCUCGUGGCGGUCUACUCGCUCGUCUUCGGUUCUCGGCUCCAGUUGUGAGGCUGAGAUCUACGCCGGAGCCAUGGCUGCACAGGAGCUUCGCUGGCUCACCUACCUGCUGACUGACCUUGGAGAGCCGCCUCGUUCUCCUCCAGUGCUGUACGUAGACAACAAGGCUAUGCUGGCCUUGUGUCGAGAGCAGCGCUUGGAGCACAUAACGAAGCACAUUGCUCUCCGCUACUUCCUUGCUCGUGAGCUUGCAGCAGCGUGGUCAGUUGCGACUUGCGUACGUGGCCUCUGA
Closterium sp. NIES-65 is the source of this 5694-nucleotide messenger RNA. The record is from the annotation of a GenBank genome assembly. NCBI's taxonomy places the organism in Eukaryota, Viridiplantae, Streptophyta, Zygnematophyceae, Desmidiales, Closteriaceae.